GACGACAUAAACUUGGAAAAUUUUAUUAUAUUUAUUUAUAUUGGACUGUGGCUCAUAUUUAGAUUAGAAUUAGAUGAGACAAAAAUCAAAAUUUGUUCGUUGAUAUUACUUUAUAAAUAUUUAGAUCUUGAAGUCAAUAUGCGCAAAAAAUCUGAGGACAAGCAACUUGGAACCUAGAAAACAUCUUAGUUCACUGUAAAUAAUUUUGGAUGAAGUGCCACAAUUUAAACUUAGUGCCACAUCUGAAUAAAACUCGAUAGAAGCGAAACACAAAAAUGACCUUAAGCUGACAAAUUCUUGAUUACAAUACUGAAAUUUUUGAUUCAAGCAAAGUUUAUACCUCUGUUAUAUUACUAUGGUUAUUGAAAAAUAUGACGAACCAAGAGAUGAUGCCAGCAUUCCACUUGCGCCUCCUGUUUUCCCUCAUGACUUCUUGGAAUCGUUCGAUGCAAAAGAAUUCAUAUGUGGUUGUGGCGCGGCAUUUGUGAAUAUUACAGUGUCAUAUCCAAUUUAUAAAAUGAUUUUUCGACAGAUGCUUCAUGGUGUUCAUAUUACAUCAGCAUUUGGCCAACUUAGACAUGAAGGAAUCGGUUAUCUUUAUCGUGGAAUGUUUCCACCACUUGCACAAAAAACGAUAUCACUAUCUCUUAUGUUUGGUGUGUUCGAUGGAACUAGACGAUAUUUUGUUGAUAAAUUUAAUAUGAAUUUAUAUGCAGCAAAAGUGCUCGCAGGAAUUGCUUCGGGUUCUGUUGAAGCUGCUUUAAUGCCAUUUGAACGUGUUCAAACGCUUUUAGCGCAUUCGAAAUUCCACGGGGCUUUUGCUAAUACCCCAGCAGCAUUUAGAUAUAUAUGGGUCAAUCAUGGAUUUCUUGAAUUGUAUAGAGGGCUUGUACCAGUACUUUGGCGAAAUGGACCCUCAAAUGCGUUAUUCUUUAUGAUGCGUGAAGAAGCCAUCAAGUACUUACCACAAAGAAACUCAAUGACCAAAAAGACAGUGCAAGAAUUCGUAGCUGGAGCUAUAAUUGGUGCUUCCAUAAGUACACUCUUUUAUCCUCUAAAUGUAAUUAAAGUUGCUAUGCAAAGUGAAAUGGGACAAAAACCAGCGAGUAUGUGGAUGACUUCAAAACGAAUUUACUAUGAACGUGGAGGACAAAUUAAAUAUUUUUAUCGUGGUUGCAUGUUUAAUUCAUGUCGUUCCUUCUUAAGCUGGGGUAUAAUGAAUACUGCAUAUGAAACCUUGAAAAAACUGGUGUCAUAAAUAUAGUCAUGCCGCAAGUAUUUUUUUAUCAUAGUUAAAGAUAUUCCUUUUGUAGUACAAUUUGUUUCUAAUACAAAAAUUGCAUAUAGAUUGUAUAAAGGAUUAUCAAACAAAUUAAACAAAUAUAGUAUUGGUGUAUACAUAGAGAGACGCCUAAAGAAAGCACAAGAUGCUAGUAUCAAAUAUUUGUAAAUAAAAUCCUAAAUGUUUUUGACUUAAAAUAUUUAAUAUUAUACCAAAAAAUAUUUUUAAA
Teleopsis dalmanni is the source of this 1511-nucleotide messenger RNA. Its product is annotated as mitochondrial nicotinamide adenine dinucleotide transporter SLC25A51. The transcript has 5 exons. The record is from RefSeq and is a predicted model, not a curated record. NCBI's taxonomy places the organism in Eukaryota, Metazoa, Arthropoda, Insecta, Diptera, Diopsidae. The coding region runs from base 356 to 1258 and encodes 300 amino acids.